GGAACGAGAGGUGGGGAAUCGGGCGAACAAAAAUGGCGUCCCGCGAUGAUGCAGGAAAUAGAUUUCGGUUUCAUUAAAACUUGGCUGAAAGUGCAUCGCCCGGAGGGUUCUUCCCCGGAGGCAUCGGUAAAAAACUUUGGAGACGCAAAGACACAGAAUAAAUGGCUGGAUGGAAGUCUGGGUCAGAUUUUCAGAACUCUGGACAGUACAGCUACCUGGACGAAGUUCCCUUCAAGAUUGGUGACGGGUUCAGGUGUCCGGCCAAAGUGGGUCUCCCGGUGGGCUUCUGUGUCCCAGACUGCACCUCUGCGUCGGCCCAGUUUGAGUAUGACUUCUCCUUAGAGCGGCGGGUGGUGCGAUGGGGGAAGGAGCUGGAGGAGGCGCGGGCGAACCAGGAGAGAGAGCGGCGAGAGGCGGAGUCCAGCAGGACGAGGCGAGCGGCGUCAGGGGAGCAGGAGGCGGAGCGUAGCGACGGGACCCCGCCCCCUCGCCACUUGGACGAGAAAGCCCCGCCUCCACCCGCACUCAACCCCGUGCUGGCCAGGUUGAGCCACAGCGACAUCCUCAUGCCCCUCCCCGCCCCCAGCUUGGCCCCGCCCCGCCGUCCCAGCCCCCCCGGCCUCCCGAAGGGCUUCAACCUCGCUGACUUUGAGAGUGCGGAAGACCCUUUCAACAAGCUGGAGCUCAAAACCCUCAACGACAAAGAGGAACUGAGGAGCAUCUUGCUGGUGCAGGCCCUGACCCCGCCCCUGCCCCCGCCUGUCAAAACGGACCUAUACCACAGGACCAAUGGCCUGGUGGCCCCUCCCAAACAGGAAGGGCCCGGGGGCCGGCUGGACGCGGGACCUCCCUGCAACAUCCGCUCUCUCAGCUUCCCCAAACUUUCUGACUCCGCCCCCAGCCCCACCCCACGGCACAACCUAUUCAACGGCACCCCGCCCAUCACACGGCGUGCCCUCCCCCAGAAAGACAUCAUCGCUCGCCUAGCCCACGACGGCAUCCUGAAACGGUCUCCGCCCCUCCCGGGCACUGGGCCCGCCCCUCGACCUCCUGGUGUGGUGGGGGAGGGCGGAGCCUUGUUUGGACUGACGCCUGGAGAGAGGCAGUGGGUGGAGACCAUCGUGGCCAUGGGCUACCCCUACGAGGGCGUGCUGAAGGCCAUGCAGAGGCAAGGUCAGAACAUGGAGCAGGUGCUGGACUACCUGAUCGUUCGCGCGCGGCUGUGCGAGCGAGGGUUCGACGCAGGCGCGGUGGAGGAGUGCCUGGAGAUGUGCCAGUGCUCCGAAGAGAAGGCCCUGGAGUUCCUGCAGCUGGCGUCUCGUUUCGGGGAGAUGGGUUUCGAGAGAGACGCCAUUAAAGAGGUGCUGCGGCUCCACAGCAACGACCGGGACAAGGCUCUGGAGGAGCUCAUGACUCGAGCAGCCACCAGCUGAGCUCUGCGCCUCUGGCUCCGCCCCUCCCCCCCCCACC
Anguilla anguilla (European eel) is the source of this 1470-nucleotide messenger RNA. RefSeq names its product ubiquitin-associated protein 1-like. Gene Ontology annotation, molecular function: ubiquitin binding. NCBI's taxonomy places the organism in Eukaryota, Metazoa, Chordata, Actinopteri, Anguilliformes, Anguillidae. The coding region runs from base 162 to 1433 and encodes 423 amino acids. The transcript has 7 exons. Gene Ontology annotation, cellular component: ESCRT I complex. Gene Ontology annotation, biological process: ubiquitin-dependent protein catabolic process via the multivesicular body sorting pathway. The record is from RefSeq and is a predicted model, not a curated record.